AUCUUUAUGUUUUAAGGCAUUUAAUUUUGUAUUUUUCACUUUCCAGUGAUUGUCGAUAGUAUUUGACUAUGGACCAGAUACAAAAUCUAUUUUCUCAGACUGACUGCAACAAAUCUUAUGUUCCAACCGCAGAGGAGUACCAUCAGGCUCUGGGGUCAUACGGCACAGCACUGCUGGCCAUCGGAGGGCUCAUCACCGUGGGCCUCUACAUUCUCUUCUUCGAGCAAGCCUUCUUCACGCUCCUCAACGCCCACCGGAUCUUUCGUCGUCACAUAUACUGGAUCGCAUCUGUCUACCCGGUCAUGUCAUCGCAAACGGUGGUUCCCAGAGCUCAUAACAUCUGUACGUCUGUUAAAAUCACGUAUAUGGCCAUCGACAGUCACUUCACGGACCUGACAGUGCUGAUGUUCGGCAGCGAGGCUGUCAUGCUGGCCAAGACGGAGGGAAAGAAGUUGAACCUCCAAGUGGGGCCAAGCUGCUGCUGCUGCUGCUGCCUUCCCUCUCCACCUGUCACUAAGUUCUCCCUGCGGCUGGUAAUGCUGAUGGUGGACCAGCUGCCCUUCUCCCAAGCUGCGUACUACAUCACAAUCCUUAUCCUCAUCUCUGCUGAUAUUAUCACCCUGGGAAAUGUAAGGCCAGCGAAGCAGCGAGAGAAGAUUGAACAAGAUUAUGCAAAGUCGUUCUCGAUGAAGACGUUAGUACUGGUGACCAACCUGCAAAGUCUCAUACUUGAUAUCAUGGCCAACUAUGGUGCCUUUCCUUGCAUCUCUCCAUACCUACCUCCACAGGUCUACAAGCAGAGUAAGUUUUAUUUACCUCCCUGUAUGCGGAACAAGUUCUUACCACCUCCCUUCAUGCAGAACAUGUUCUUACUACCUCCCUCCAUGCAGAACAUGUUCUUACUACCUCCCUUCAUGCAGAACAUGUUCUUACUACCUCCCUUCAUGCAGAACAUGUUCUUACUACCUCCCUUCAUGCAGAACAUGCUCUUACUACCUCCCUUCAUGCAGAAUAUGUUCUUACUACCUCCCUCCACGCAUCCCUCAAAACCAAGAUAA
This is a messenger RNA of Cherax quadricarinatus, 1058 nucleotides long. The record is from RefSeq and is a predicted model, not a curated record. NCBI's taxonomy places the organism in Eukaryota, Metazoa, Arthropoda, Malacostraca, Decapoda, Parastacidae.